This is a messenger RNA of Fusarium vanettenii 77-13-4, 336 nucleotides long. RefSeq lists its product as uncharacterized. The transcript is spliced from 3 exons. Lineage: Eukaryota; Fungi; Ascomycota; Sordariomycetes; Hypocreales; Nectriaceae. Bases 1 to 336 code for a protein of 111 amino acids. The record is from RefSeq and is a predicted model, not a curated record.
AUGAGCCCAAAACAGGAUAGGAAUCCCGACAUCGUCUUGCGUGAUCGUUUUACAUGUCCAGCUGACGGGGCUCCGGAUGAGGAGACAGGGGAGCAGAACCUCUCGGCGUGCCAUAGCCUGAUCAACGAAAGGUCCACGGGAUUACAGACGUUCAGCCAAGGUCCAAAGCCCGGAACCACUUUGAAGGAGAAAGCCCGCGAGUUUGGCGGUCCAGGCAGCUCUCGUCCAAGCACGGUACUUCCUCAAGUUCCUGAAGGCCCCGAAUUGGCCAUCAGCAGGCUAUGGUCGUACUGGGUACAUGGCGAGGGCUGGGAGACAGGGGAUUACGUGGGCUAG